Messenger RNA from Prorocentrum cordatum, 543 nucleotides. NCBI's taxonomy places the organism in Eukaryota, Dinophyceae, Prorocentrales, Prorocentraceae. The record is from the annotation of a GenBank genome assembly.
GCUCUGGCGGGCCGUGCCGGCGGACGGCGCGCGCCCUCCCAGAGAGUCUGGCGCCGGCGAUGGCGCGGCCUCCCGGCUGCGCGCAGCUUAGGCGGACGGCGCUCGCUGGGCGGCGCGGAGGGCCCGCGCCCCGGCGAGUCCUUGCAGCGCCGCCUCGGCGCAGUGGGGCGGCCCGCGCCUGCCCGCCGGAGCCGAAGAAGAAGAAGCAGCGGCAUCGGCGCAAUCAAAGAAGGCACAGCGCCGAGCGGGCGGCGAACCAGCGGAAGGGUGGGCAGGCGGCGGCGACGCCGGGCGCGGCACGCGGAGAGCGCCAGCCCCACGCUCUCGCCGACCACUGCGGGCCGGACCAGGGGAAGCCCCGGGGCGCUCUUCGAGGUUGCCACCAGAUUCGACUACGCGGUGCUGCUCAGCAGCGAUGGCAGCGCCAUGGCCUGCGGUCAGACUGGCCACGGUCAGUGCGACCUCCCUGUGCUUGGCGUUGACUUGUGCUACGUACUUCACCCGCUUCCAGCCAUGCUCCUGCAGGCAGUGCUCGACGUGUGA